AUGGCUCCAUCCAUCAGCCUCGACCACUCCACCCCUGCGAUCGUUCCAGAGUCCAACGAGACUCCCGCUGCGUUCGCACCUACCAAUGCCCUCUUCUCCUUGGGCGGCCGCACAGUCGUAGUCACCGGAGGUGGCCGCGGGCUUGGUAUGACACUGACCAAUGCUGUACUCGAGGCCGGCGGCGACGUUGCCUGUCUGGACCUCCUCCCGGAACCAAACCCGGAAGAAUGGUUUGCUGUGCAAAAACUGGCCAAGUCGCGCGGUCUUCAAGCCACUUAUUCGAAGUGCGACAUCACAGACGAGGAAGCUACCAAAGCGCUUCUGGAGAAAAUUGCCGGUGACAGCCUACGUCGCAAUAUGCCUUUGCGCGGUCUCAUUACCUGUGCCGGGAUUCAGCAGAUGGUCCCGGCCCUUGACUACCCAGUUGAUGGAUAUCGAAAGAUGCUGGACGUCAAUGUCCUUGGAACUUUCAUUCCCGCCAAGCACUUUGCCCGUAUCUGUGUGGAGCAAAAGACUUCAGGCAGUAUUGUGAUGAUUGCCUCUAUGUCUGGACAGAUUGCCAACCGUGGCUUGACCUGUACCGCCUAUAACUCGUCCAAGGCUGCCGUUCACCAGAUGUGCCGGUCAGUCGCUCAAGAAUGGGGCCAACAUGGUAUCCGGGUGAAUACUCUGUCAGCAGGGUACAUUCGUACCGCUAUGACCGACGCUCUUCUGAAGGAGAAGCCCGAGGUCGAAGAGAUCUGGCUCCGCGGAGCUCUCCUUGGUCGCUUGGGUGCUCCUGAAGAUUUCAAGGCGCCCACUGUGUACAUGCUUGCUGACGGCAGUGCCUUCAUGACCGGCACUGACUUGCGCGUUGAUGGCGGUCAUUGUGCCUCAGCAUGA
Molecule: messenger RNA, 882 nt
Organism: Penicillium riverlandense
Lineage: Eukaryota; Fungi; Ascomycota; Eurotiomycetes; Eurotiales; Aspergillaceae
Product: oxidoreductase, short chain dehydrogenase/reductase family
Exons: 4
Coding region: 1-882 (293 amino acids)
Cellular component (GO): intracellular anatomical structure
Molecular function (GO): oxidoreductase activity, acting on NAD(P)H, oxygen as acceptor
Source: RefSeq, a predicted model, not a curated record